UUCCACUUGAUGCCCCGGGAUCGUGGCAGACUCUCGCUUAGUUUGUCCCAAGUUGAGCGAAAACACGGAGCAGAAGGUGGAGAUGAACAGCAGCGGCUGGAACCAGACUGAGAGCGCGCUGCUCAACCGCACCGACGACCUCCUCCUCUGCUGUAACUUCUCCUCCGUGGUGACGGACGACGGCUUCGUUGCCGCCGCUCCGGACGAGAGGAGCCUGUUCAUCAUGAGAGUGGUCCAGAUCGCCGUCAUGUGCGUGCUGUCCCUCACCGUGGUCUUUGGCAUCUUUUUCCUGGGCUGCAACCUGCUCAUAAAGUCGGAGGGGAUGAUCAACUUUUUGGUAACGGACAGGAGGCCGUCCAAAGAGGCGGAGGCGGUCAUCGUCGGAGCCUACUGACUGACCGACGGCUGGAUU
This is a messenger RNA of Thalassophryne amazonica, 412 nucleotides long. It is a transcript of the gene rprma, whose product is annotated as reprimo, TP53 dependent G2 arrest mediator candidate a. Bases 83 to 394 code for a protein of 103 amino acids. The record is from RefSeq and is a predicted model, not a curated record. NCBI's taxonomy places the organism in Eukaryota, Metazoa, Chordata, Actinopteri, Batrachoidiformes, Batrachoididae. The transcript has a single exon.